AGCAGUUUCUUAACUGGCCACACAUUGGCGUCAUGAAAUUGUUUGUGCUUAAGAUAUUAGUUUGGGCGCUAUACGUCUACACGACAAAUGCAGACCCACAACCCAAUCGAGCGCCUCACAAAGUGAAUGUCGUCCGCCAACUUAAAAGCCAGCAAAAUAAAGGCCGCCAUGAAGACGUAAGACACCAUGGCAACGGGCCCCACCACUUCGGAACACCUCCAGGCUUAGGGGGAAAAGUUAAAGACCACGGUUUUGGUCUGCCACCAUCAGGACACCAUCACGAAGAAGGUUUUGGACACCCACCAGCUUUUGGGCCACCACCCGGACCCCCAGGUUUUGGCCACCACCCGCCAGGCCCACCGAACUUUGGACACCACUCACCAGGCUUCGGUCACCAUCCUUCAGGCCCACCAGGUUUUGGACACCACCCACUCGGCCCACCAAGACUUGAGCUACCGUCUUUUCCCAACAAACACCCAGAAGCCACAGAAUUACCGUCGCUGCUCAAUAUUAAUGAUGAAACAUCGAGUUUCAGAUCUGAAAGCGAAUCAGCCAGUAGUUCAUCGGAAUCGGAGAGUGUAACUAAAUCUGGUUCACAGUUCGAAUCUGAAAGUUCGUCUCAGAACUCCGAAUUCAGUUCUUCAUCUGAAAGUUCUUCUUCGCAAAGCCAAUCAGAAAGUCAAUCGGAAAGUUCCAGUCAAUCACAUGCAGAAUCGAGCCAAUCAAAAUCCGAAUCACAUUUCACUGAAUCUGAUAGUUCAGAUUUUUCCCAUGGUGUGGAAUAUCACCCUGAAGGCAUAGACAAGAGUAUCGAUGAAGCGGCUGAUGCGGCUAAAGAGUCUUGGAACAAGGAGACCAAAGUUGAUUCAGAAAUUGUCAACACCGGCGUCGAUGUUAUAUCAGACAUUUUGCGAAACCUCUUUGGAUUUAGAGGACACAACGCGCAUAAACAGAGCGCCGAACUUCUUUACCAGCUCACCGGUCUUCAUGAUGAAAAUGCCGCUUUGCGAUACAUCGGGACAACGGCAGGACUUAAAAGUCGUAGCCAAAUAUACGAGUUUAUACGAAGAAUCCGAGGUUCCAGGGAAUGGAAGUUCGUCACUUCAUUCUUUAUUCAAUUGGAGGGAACAGCCAAUGUUCGAGUUAUCGUCGCAUUAUUGAGAGAAAUGACCAAUGAAAACAAUGUCUUCAAGGCAUACGAAGUUCUGAAACGCCUAACUGGACAUGCCGAUUUUGAUGCAAUCUUCGAGAUAUUGCAGAAGAUUUCUGGGGAAAAGAAUUCCCAUGAAAUCUGCGAUUAUUUCAGACAUGUCGCCCACACCAAAGGUCUUCAAGGAAUCAAGCUGACAAUCCGCAAGCUGACGGGCGGCGUGGGGCCGGCUGAGUUCCCAAAGGUGUUUGAGAACUUGCUCCCUGAAAUUGAUAUGAAAGGAGCGUUCGAUCUACUCAUGUCCGUCACCAGAACUGGAGACAUCGGCGAAGCUAUAAUCACUUUCUGUCAGAUACUGAACAACAAGAGUUUCUCCAAGAGCAUAGUUGUGAUCAAGAAGGCUACGGGUCAAACUCAACUGAAAUAUGCCUUGGAAGAAUUGAUUCAGGAAAUCAACCGAACAAGUUUAAGAGUAAUUGUACAGAACUUAUACCGCAUCACCGGACGCGUCAACUUGGAACAAGUGCAAGACGUUUUCAAGAACGUCUUCGAUGAUGAUAAUAUUGUCAACGUCAUCACCCGUAUCAACAAGGUGACCAGGAGGCGUGACGCGAUUUUCUUCCUAAACUCCUUGUUAGACAUCACCCAGACCAGGGUUCUUGAGGACGCAAGCACUAUCAUCAAGUCAUUAACAACUAGAAAGGAAGCAUCGAUGCUAGAUGUUCUGGACCAAAUUCGAAUUAAAUCCGGUCAUGAGGAUAUAAUCGAUUUCUUCAAGAAACUGUGUUCACACACGGGCACUAAAUCAAUUCAAAAAGCAUGGGACGUUAUCAUCAAAGUUACUAAAAUAACAGACAUUUUCCUGUUUUUCGAGACGGUCUACAAGUACACCAAGGUGGAGAUCAUAGUUUUCAUAGAGACCAUCCUUCGUAUCACCAAUUCUACAAACUUCGCAGCGGCUGCGUUGAAAUUCAACCAAAUGACGCGAACUACGUCUUUCUUCGAAUCCAUCGAGGUCAUCUAUACUAUUGUCAGAAUUGAUAUCAUUAGAUUCUUCGAGCUUUUCAUUACUAUCAGCAAGCGUUUCUAUUUAGAAGAGGUUAUCACAAUUUGCGAGGAGUUUACAGAAACAACUGACUUCGUGGAUGCGUUAUCCAAACUUCGAGAGGCUACAGGAGAAUCUGAUAUACGUAAAGCCAUUGAGUACAUCAAACAGAACAAACCUAGUAAGCUCGGCUCAUCAACUACGCCCGAACCUACAACCACUACAACAACUACACCAGCUCCUACUACUACAACCACUACAACUACACCAGCGCCAACUACCACAACAACAACCACUACUGAAGCGCCAACUACUACAACAACAGAAUCAACUGAAUCUGAAAGCGCUUCUAGUUCACAAUCUGAAUCGGAGAAAUCAGAAGCUGAAUCAAAAUCAGAAAGCGCUUCUAGUUCACAAUCUGAAUCAGAGAAAUCAGAAGCUGAAUCAAAAUCAGAAAGCGCUUCUAGUUCACAAUCUGAAUCGGAGAAAUCAGAAGCUCAAUCAAAAUCAGAAAGCGCUUCUAGUUCACAAUCUGAAUCAGAGAAAUCAGAAGCUGAAUCAAAAUCAGAAAGCGCUUCUAGUUCACAAUCUGAAUCGGAGAAAUCAGAAGCUGAAUCAAAAUCAGAAAGCGCUUCUAGUUCACAAUCUGAAUCGGAGAAAUCAGAAGCUCAAUCAAAAUCAGAAAGCGCUUCUAGUUCACAAUCUGAAUCAGAGAAAUCAGAAGCUGAAUCAAAAUCAGAAAGCGCUUCUAGUUCACAAUCUGAAUCAGAGAAAUCAGAAGCUGAAUCAAAAUCAGAAAGCGCUUCUAGUUCACAAUCUGAAUCGGAGAAAUCAGAAGCUGAAUCAAAAUCAGAAAGCGCUUCUAGUUCACAAUCUGAAUCAGAGAAAUCAGAAGCUGAAUCAAAAUCAGAAAGCGCUUCUAGUUCACAAUCUGAAUCGGAGAAAUCAGAAGCUCAAUCAAAAUCAGAAAGCGCUACUAGUUCGCAAUCUGAAUCGGAGAAAUCAGAAUCUGAAUCAAAAUCAGAAAGCGCUUCUAGUUCACAAUCUGAAUCGGAGAAAUCAGAAGCUGAAUCAAAAUCAGAAAGCGCUACUAGUUCGCAAUCUGAAUCGGAGAAAUCAGAAUCUGAAUCAAAAUCAGAAAGCGCUACUAGUUCGCAAUCUGAAUCGGAGAAAUCAGAAUCUGAAUCAAAAUCAGAAAGCGCUUCUAGUUCACAAUCUGAAUCAGAGAAAUCAGAAGCUGAAUCAAAAUCGGAAAGCGCUUCUAGUUCACAAUCUGAAUCAGAGAAAUCAGAAGCUGAAUCAAAAUCAGAAAGCGCUUCUAGUUCACAAUCUGAAUCAGAGAAAUCAGAAGCUGAAUCAAAAUCAGAAAGCGCUUCUAGUUCACAAUCUGAAUCAGAGAAAUCAGAAGCUGAAUCAAAAUCAGAAAGCGCUUCUAGUUCACAAUCUGAAUCAGAGAAAUCAGAAGCUGAAUCAAAAUCAGAAAGCGCUUCUAGUUCACAAUCUGAAUCAGAGAAAUCAGAAGCUGAAUCAAAAUCAGAAAGCGCUUCUAGUUCACAAUCUGAAUCGGAGAAAUCAGAAGCUCAAUCAAAAUCAGAAAGCGCUACUAGUUCGCAAUCUGAAUCGGAGAAAUCAGAAUCUGAAUCAAAAUCAGAAAGCGCUUCUAGUUCACAAUCUGAAUCAGAGAAAUCAGAAGCUGAAUCAAAAUCAGAAAGCGCUUCUAGUUUACAAUCUGAAUCGGAGAAAUCAGAAGCUGAAUCAAAAUCAGAAAGCGCUUCUAGUUUACAAUCUGAAUCGGAGAAAUCAGAAGCUGAAUCAAAAUCAGAAAGCGCUUCUAGUUCACAAUCUGAAUCAGAGAAAUCAGAAUCUGAAUCAAAAUCAGAAAGCGCUUCUAGUUCACAAUCUGAAUCGGAGAAAUCAGAAGCUGAAUCAAAAUCGGAAAGCGCUUCUAGUUCACAAUCUGAAUCGGAGAAAUCAGAAGCUCAAUCAAAAUCAGAAAGCGCUUCUAGUUCACAAUCUGAAUCGGUGAAAUCAGAAAGCGCUUCUAGUUCACAAUCUGAAUCGGAGAAAUCAGAAGCUGAAUCAAAAUCAGAAAGCGCUUCUAGUUCACAAUCCGAAUCAGAGAAAUCAGUAGCUCAAUCAAAAUCAGAAAGCGCUUCUAAUUCACAAUCUGAAUCUAAAUCAGAAAGUAUUUCUCGUUCAGAAUCUGAAUCUAAAUCUGAAAGUGCUUCUCGUUCAGAAUCUAACUCUGAAAGUGCUUCUCGUUCAGAAUCUGAAUCAAAAUCUCAAACCGCUUCAAGUACACAAUCAGAAAUUGAGAGACAACGAUCAGAAUCACAGUCCAGAUCCGAAUCUAGGGCACAAUCUGAAUUAGAGAAAUCUGAAAGUGAAAAGACAAUAUCAAAAUCCGAGAGUGCUUCUGAGUCCGAAUCGAAAUCUGCUAGUGCACAGUCAGAAAGUGAAAGGCGACGUUCAGAAUCAGAGUCUAAAUCAGAAAGCGCUUCUAGUUCCCAAUCUGAAUCAGAGAAAUCAGCAGCUGAAUCAACAUCAGAAAGCGCUUCUAGUUCUCAAUCUGAAUCAGCAGCUGAAUCUAAAUCAGAAAGUGAAUCGAGUGCACAGUCAGAAAGUGAAACACAACGCUCAGAAUCAGAGACCAGGUCUGAAUCCGUACAAUCUGUAUCAGAGAAAUCUGAAAGCGAAAAAACACUAUCCCAAUCUGAAUCCAGUGCUCAAACCGAAUCAGGGAAAUCACAAACCACUGAAUCACAGUCUGAGUCGAAAUCAGAAAGUGAAAGGCAACGAUCAGAGUCCAAGUCAGAAAGUGCGUCAAGAUCAGAAUCUGAAUCUAAUGAACAAUCUGAAUCAGAGAAAUUGGAAACAGAAAAGCGCCUUUCAGAAUCAGAAUCAGCUGCGAAAUCUGAGAGUGAAUCUAGAUCACAGUCUGAAAGCGAAAGACAACGUUCUGGGUCUAAAUCUGAAUCAAGUGCACGAUCUGAAUCAGAGAAAUCAGCAAGUGAAGAGUCACAUUCUGAGGCUGAAUCUCGCUCAAAAAGUGAAUCUAGUGCACAAACUGAAACAGAAACACAACGUUCAGAGACAGAGUCUAAAUCUAAAUCUAGUGAAGAAUCCAAAUCUUCAUCAAAAAGUGAAUCUAGUGCUCGAUCAGAGAGCGAGAAACAGCAUUCAGAGUCACAGUCUAAAUCAGAAAGCGCUUCUAGUGCCCAAUCUGAGAGUGAGAGACAGCAUUCAGAGUCACAGUCUGCAUCAGAAAGCGCUUCUAGUGCUCAAUCUGAGAGCGAGAAACAGCAUUCAGAGUCACAGUCUAAAUCAGAAAGCGCUUCUGGUGCUCAAUCAGAGAGUGAGAGACAGCAUUCAGAGUCACAGUCUAAAUCAGAAAGCGCUUCUGGUGCUCAAUCAGAGAGUGAGAGACAGCAUUCAGAGUCACAGUCUAAAUCAGAAAGCGCUUCUGGUGCUCAAUCAGAGAGUGAGAGACAGCAUUCAGAGUCACAGUCUAAAUCAGAAAGCGCUUCUGGUGCUCAAUCAGAGAGUGAGAGACAGCAUUCAGAGUCACAGUCUAAAUCAGAAAGCGCUUCUGGUGCUCAAUCAGAGAGUGAGAGACAGCAUUCAGAGUCACAGUCUAAAUCAGAAAGCGCUUCUAGUUCACAAUCGGAGAGUGUGAGACAGCAUUCAGAAUCACAGUCUAAAUCAGAAAGCGCUCUUAGUGCUCAAUUGGAGAGUGAGAAACAACGUUCAGAAUCAAAGUCUAGAUCUGAAUCUAGUCAAUCUGAAUCAAAAACUGAAAGGCGUCGUUCAGAAUCACAAUCGAAAUCAGAAAGUGCUUCUAUUUCACAGUCACAAUCAAGUGCCCAAUCAAAAUCAGAACUUGAAAGGUCAAGAUCUGAAAGUACUUCCAGUGCCCAGUCAGAAUCACAGCAGUCAGACCGAUCAGAAAGUGCUUCUAGAUCUGAAUCAGAACGAUCAGAAGCUGAAUCCAAAUCAGAGAGUGAAUCUAGCGCUCAAUCAGAUAUUGAUAGACAUCACUCAGAAUCAGAGUCUAAAUCCGAAUCCAGUGCUAAAUCUGAAUCAGAGAAAUCAGAAGCCGCGUCUAGGUCAGAGAGUAAAUCUAGUGCUCAAUUAGAGAAUGAAAGAAAACGUUCAGAAGCUGAAUCUAAAUCAGAAAGUACUUCCACUUCGCGAUCUGAAUCAGAGAAAUCAGAAAAUGAGAGGAAACGAUCUGAAACAGAGACCAAAUCAGAAAGUGCAUCAAGUUUGCAAUCUGAAUCAAAAUCAGAAAGACAAAGUCAUUCAGAAUCACAAAGUGCUGCUAGUUCUGAAUCAGCUAGUGAAAAAAAACGAUUAGAGGCUGAAUCUGAAUCCAGAAAACACUCGGAAUCCAGAACACAAUCUGAAUCAGAAAGCGCAUCAAGUUCGCAAACGGAAUCAGAGAUUGAAAGAAGACGAUCAGAAUCUGAAUCCAGAGUGCAAUCUGAAUCUAGAGCACAAUCUGAAUCCAGAGCACAAUCUGAAUCCAGAGCACAAUCUGAAUCCAGAGCACAAUCCGAAUCCAGAGCACAAUCUGAAUCUAGAGCGCAAUCUGAAUCUAGAGCGCAAUCUGAAUCCAGAGCACAAUCCGAAUCCAGAGCACAAUCUGAAUCUAGAGCACAAUCUGAAUCUAGAGCGCAAUCUGAAUCUAGAGCGCAAUCUGAAUCCAGAGCACAAUCUGAAUCAAGCCAAUCACAAAAUGCAUGGAAAACUAAUAAAGAAUCUACAAAUCUAACUGGCAAGCCUCAGCUUGGGCAGUCACAAGUUGCGCAACCAGUUUCACCACAAGUUGUACACCCGACUACACCACAAGUAGUACAACCAUUGCCUCAGCAACCUCAAAUUGUGUCGCCACAGAGACCUUUGCAACCACAAAUUGUACAACCAGUGCCAUCGCAACCAAUUCAACCCCAACGCCCGUUGCAACCUGGGCGCACACAGCGACCAAUCCCACCACAAAUUGUACAACCAGUUCAACCACCGCAACCUUUACAACAGAGACCUGUGUCUCCUCAGCAACCACAGCAACCAAUUUACCCAAAGCCCGUUAUUUCACAGCCAAUACAACCACAACAGCCAGUUGUUUCACAGCCUUUGCAACCACAACAACCAAUUCAACCACAGCCUGUUGUUUCACAGCCAAUUCAACCGCAACAGCCAGUUGUUUCACAACCUUUGCAACCACAACAACCAAUUCAACCACGACCUGUUGUUUCACAGCCAAUUCAACUACAACGGCCUAUUGUUUCACAACCUUUGCAACCUUCAAGCCAAUAUUCUCAGGGACAAACUUCGCAGUCUUCUUCACAAUCUUCUAGCGCUAGUCAAGCUUCUUCAUCAAGUCGCCAACAGAGUAGCUUUGAACAACAAAGACUUGGCCCACCUUUGCAACCACUACAACAACCUUUGCAACCAGGACAACUAAGACCAGGCCAGAGCCAGCCUUUGCAACGAGUACCGAGUGUAAGUCAACCAAUUCAGCCAGGACAAAGCCAACCUUUGCAACCAGGACAACCAUUGAGACCAGGCCAAAUCCAACAAUUACAAGCAGUGCAAGGUCAAAAUCAACCAUUGCAACCAGUUCAGCAAUUUAAACCAGCACAAAGCCAACCAUUGGCACCAGCCCAGCAACCAUUAUAUGGCCAAAGCCAGCCUUUGCGACCUGCACCAGGACAGAGACCAAUACAGCCGACACAGCAACCACGACCUGGCCAAAGUCAACCUUUACAGCCAGUACCUGGUCAAAGCCAACCUUUACAGCCAGUACCUGGUCAAAGUCAACCUUUACAGCCAGUACCUGGUCAAAGUCAACCUUUACAGCCAGUACCUGGUCAAAGCCAACCUUUACAGCCAGUACCUGGUCAAAGCCAACCUUUACAGCCAGUACCUGGUCAUAGUCAACCUUUACAGCCAGUAGCUGGUCAAAGCCAACCUUUGCAGCCAGUACCGGAUCAAAGCCAACCGUUGCAACCAAUUCAAAGUCAGCCCAGACCUAGCCAAAGUCACCCAGUAAUUCCUGUAGAACCUUCACCAAGUCAUUCAAAAGCAACACAAAGUAUUGAAAUUGAAAAGCAAAUAUCAAAAAGUCAUAGUCAAAGUCAAAGCAACUUUGAAUCUGAAUCUCUUAGACAAACAGAAUCACGAAGCGAAGCAGAGUCCAAGAGUGCCUCUGAAUCUACAAAUACUUCGGAAUCUAGAAGCGAAGCUAAGGAAGCAGAGUCACGAAGCGAAGUCGAAUCUAAGAGUGUUUCAGAAUCACAAAGCGAGGCCGAAUCUAAGAGCGAAGCGGAAUCUCGAAGCGAAACAGCCCAUAAGAGCGCCUCAGAAUCGCGAAGUGAGGCCGAAACACGAAGCGAGGCCGAGUCUCGAAAGAAAACAGCCUCAACGAGUGCUUCUGAAUCACGAAGCGAAGCUGAAUCUCGCAGGGAAACAGAGUCAAAGAGUUCUUCUGAAUCACGAAGCGAAGCUGAGUCUCGCAGGGUAGCUGAGUCGAAGAGUUCUUCUAAAUCACGAAGCGAAGUCGAAGCCCGAAGCGAAGUCGAAGCCCGAAGCGAAGCCGAAGCACGAAGCGAAGCUGAGUCUCGAAGGGAAGCAGUCUCUUCGAGUACCUCUGAAUCACGAAGCGAAGCUGAGUCUCGCAGGGAAGCUGAGACAAAGAGUUCUUCAGAAUCACGAAGCGAAGUAGAAACCCGAAGCGAAGCCGAAGCACGAAGCGAAACUGAAUCUCGAAGGGAAUCAGCCUCUAGAAGUUCCUCUGAAUCUCAAAGCGAGGUAGAAGCACGACGCGAAGCUGAGUCUCGAAGGGAAGCAGAGUCAAAGAGUGCGUCUGAAUCACAAAGCGAAGGAGAGUCUCGAAGUGCCUCUGAAUCACGAAGCCAGGCCGAGUCACGAAGAGAGGCCGAGUCACGAAGCGAAGCUGAGUCUCGAAGGGAAGCAGCCUCUUCGAGUACUUCUGAAUCACGAAGCGAAGCUGAGUCUUGCAGUGAAGCUGAGGCAAAGAAUUCUUCAGAAUCACGAAGCAAAGCCGAAGCCCGAAGCGAAGCCGAAGCACGAAGCGAAGCUGAGUCUCGAAGGGAAGAAGCCUCUUCGAGUACCUCUGAAUCACGUAGCGAAGCUGAGUCUCGCAGGGAAGCUGAGUCAAAGAGUUCUUCCGAAUCACGAAGCGAAGCAGAGUCUCGCAGGGAAGCUGAGACAAAGAGUUCUUCAGAAUCACGAAGCGAAGCUGAAUCUCAAAGGAAAGAAGCCUCUUCGAGUACCUCUGAAUCACGAAGCGAAGCUGAGUCUCGCAGGGAAGCUGAGUCAAAUAGUUCUUCCGAAUCACGAAGCGAAGCUCAGUCCCGCAGGGUAGCUGAGUCGAAGAGUUCUUCAAAAUCACGAAGCGAAGCUGAAGCCCGAAGCGAAGCUGAGUCUCGCAGGGAAGCUGAGUCAAAGAGUUCUUCAGAAUCACGAAGCGAAGCAGAGUCUCGCAGGGUAGCUGAGUCAAAGAGUUCUUCAGAAUCACGAAGCGAAGCUGAAGCCCGAAGCGAAGCCGAAGCACGAAGCGAAGCUGAGUCUCGAAGCACAGCUGAAUCUCGAAGGGAGGCAGCCUCUAGAAGUUCCUCUGAAUCUCAAAGCGAGGCAGAAGCACGACGCGAAGCUGAGUCUCGAAAGGAAGCAACCUCCAAGAGUGCCUCUGAAUCACGAAGCGAAGCUGAGUCUCGAAAGGAAGCAGCCUCUUCGAGGACCUCUGAAACACGAAGCGAAGCUGAGUCUCGCAGGGAAGCUGAGUCAAAGAGUUCUUCAGAAUCACGAAGCAAAGCCGAAACCGAAGCACGAAGCGAAGCUGAGUCUCGAAGGGAAGAAGCCUCUUCGAGUACCUCUGAAUCACGAAGCGAAGCAGAGUCUCGCAGGGUAGCUGAGUCAAAGAGUUCUUCAGAAUCACGAAGCGAAGCCGAAGCACGAAGCGAAGCUGAGUCUCGAAGGGAAGAAGCCUCUUCGAGUACCUCUGAAUCACGAAGCGAAGCUGAGUCUCGCAGGGAAGCUGAGUCAAAGAGUUCUUCAGAAUCACGAAGCAAAGCCGAAGCCCGAAGCGAAGCCGAAGCACGAAGCGAAGCUGAGUCAAAGAGUGCCUCUGAAUCACGAAGCGAAGCAGAGUCUCAAAGGGAAGCAGCCUCUUCGAGUACCUCUGAAUCACGAAGCGAAGCUGAGUCUCGCAGGGAAGCUGAGUCAAAGAGUUCUUCAGAAUCACGAAGCAAAGCCGAAACCGAAGCACGAAGCGAAGCUGAGUCUCGAAGGGAAGAAGCCUCUUCGAGUACCUCUGAAUCACGAAGCGAAGCUGAGUCUCGCAGGGAAGCUGAGUUAAAGAGUUCUUCCGAAUCACGAAGCGAAGCAGAGUCUCGCAGGGUAGUUGAGUCGAAGAGUUCUUCAGAAUCACGAAGCGAAGCUGAAGCCCGAAGCGAAGCAGAAGCACGAAGCGAAGCUGAGUCUCGCAGGGUAGCUGAGUCGAAGAGUUCUUCAAAAUCACGAAGCGAAGCUGAAGCCCGAAGCGAAGCUGAGUCUCGAAGGGAAGCGGCCUCUUCGAGUACCUCUGAAUCACGAAGCGAAGCUGAGUCUCAUAGGGAAGCUGAGUCAAAGGGUUCUUCAGAAUCACGAAGCGAAGCCGAAGCCCGAAGCGAAGCCGAAGCACGAAGCGAAGCUGAGUCUCGAACGGAAGCUGAGUCAAAGAGUUCUUCCGAAUCACGAAGCGAAGCUGAGUCUCGCAGGGUAGCUGAGUCUCUAAGGGAAGCAGCCUCCAAGAGUGCCUCUGAAUCACGAAGCGAAGCUGAGUCUCGUAGGGAAGCUGGGUCAAAGAGUUCUUCCGAAUCACGAAGCGAAGCAGAGUCUCGCAGGGUAGCUGAGUCAAAGAGUUCUUCAGAAUCACGAAGCGAAGCUGAAGCCCGAAGUGAAGCUGAAGCACGAAGCGGAGCAGAAGCACGAAGCGAAGCUGAGUCUCGCAGGGUAGCUGAGUCGAAGAGUUCUUCAAAAUCACGAAGCGAAGCUGAAGCCCGAAGCGAAGCUGAGUCUCGAAGGGAAGCGGCCUCUUCGAGUACCUCUGAAUCACGAAGCGAAGCUGAGUCUCGAAGGGAAGCUGAGUCAAAGAGUUCUUCCGAAUCACGAAGCGAAGCUGAGUCUCGCAGGGUAGCUGAGUCGAAGAGUUCUUCAAAAUCACGAAGCGAAGCUGAAGCCCGAAGCGAAGCUGAGUCUCGAAGGGAAGCAGCCUCCAAGAGUGCCUCUGAAUCACGAAGCGAAGCUGAGUCUCGCAGGGUAGCUGAGUCAAAGAGUUCUUCAGAAUCACUAAGCGAAGCUGAAGCCCGAAGUGAAGCCGAAGCACGAAGCGAAGCUGAGUCUCACAGAGAAGCUGAGUCAAAGAGUUCUUCCGAAUCACAAAGCGAAGCUGAGUCUCGCAGGGUAGCUGAGUCGAAGAGUUCUUCAAAAUCACGAAGCGAAGCUGAAUCACGAAGCGAAGCUGAGUCUCAUAGGGAAGCUGAGUCAAAGGGUUCUUCAGAAUCACGAAGCGAAGCCGAAGCCCGAAGCGAAGCCGAAGCACGAAGCGAAGCUGAGUCUCGUAGGGAAGCUGAGUCAAAGAGUUCUUCCGAAUCACGAAGCGAAGCUGAGUCUCGCAGUGAAGCAGCCUCCAAGAGUGCCUCUAAAUCACGAAGCGAAGCUGAGUCUCGCAGGGCAGCUGGGUCAAAGAGUACUUCCGAAUCACGAAGCUUAGCUGAAUCUAAGAGCGAAGAGGAAACUCGAAGCGAAACAGCCUCCAAGAGCGCCUCAGAGUCACAAAGCGAAGCCGAAGCUCGAAGCGAAGCUGAGUCUCGAAGGGAAGCAGCCUCCAAGAGUGCCUCUGAAUCACGAAGCGAAGCUGAGUCUCGCAGGGAAGCUGAGUCAAAGAGUUCUUCAGAAUCACGAAGCAAAGCCGAAGCCCGAAACGAAGCCGAAGCACGAAGCGAAGCUGAGUCUCGAAGGGAAGAAGCCUCUUCGAAUACCUCUGAAUCACGAAGCGAAGCUGAGUCUCGCGGGGAAGCUGAGUCAAAGAGUUCUUCCGAAUCACGAAGCGAAGCCGAAGCCCGAAACGAAGCCGAAGCACGAAGCGAAGCUGAGUCUCGAAGGGAAGAAGCCUCUUCGAAUACCUCUGAGUCACGAAGCGAAGCUGAGUCUCGCGGGGAAGCUGAGUCAAAGAGUUCUUCCGAAUCACGAAGCGAAGCUGAGUCUCGCAGGGUAGCCGAGUCGAAGAGUUCUUCAAAAUCACGAAGCGAAGCUGAAGCCCGAAGCGAAGCUGAGUCUCGAAGAGAAGCAGCCUCUUCGAGUACCUCUGAAUCACGAAGCGAAGCUGAGUCUCGCAGGGAAGCUGAGUCAAAGAGUUCUUCAGAAUCACGAAGCAAAGCCGAAGCCCGAAGCGAAGCCGAAGCACGAAGCGAAGCUGAGUCUCAAAGGGAAGAAGCCUCUUCGAGUACCUCUGAAUCACGAAGCGAAGCUGAGUCUCGCAGGGAAGCUGAGUCAAAGAGUUCUUCCGAAUCACGAAGCGAAGCUGAGUCUCGCAGGGUAGCUGAGUCGAAGAGUUCUUCAAAAUCACGAAGCGAAGCUGAAGCCCGAAGCGAAGCUGAGUCUCGAAAAGAAGCAGCCUCUUCGAGUACUUCUGAAUCACGAAGCGAAGCCGAAGCCCGAAGUGAAGCUGAAGUACGAAGCGAAGCUGAGUCUCGAAGGGAAGAAGCCUCUUCGAGUACCUCUGAAUCACGAAGCGAAGCUGAGUCUCGCAGAGAAGCUGAGUCAAAGAGUUCUUCCGAAUCACAAAGCGAAGCUGAGUCUCGCAGGGUAGCUGAGUCGAAGAGUUCUUCAAAAUCACGAAGCGAAGCUGAAGCCCGAAGCGAAGCUGAGACUCGAAGGGAAGCAGCCUCUGGAAGUUCUUCGGAAUCACAAAGCGUGGCCGAAUCUAAGAGCGAAAAGGAAACUCGAAGCGAAGCAGCCUCCAAGAGCGCCUCAGGAUCACAAAACGAAGCCGAAGCUCGAAGCGAAGCUGAGUCUCAAAGGGAAGCAGCCUCCAAGAGUGCCUCUGAAUCACGAAGCGAAGCUGAGUCUCGCAGGACAGCUGGGUCAAAGAGUUCUUCCGAAUCACGAAGCUUAGCUGAAUCUAAGAGCGAAGAGGAAACUCGAAGCGAAACAGCUUCCAAAAGCGCCUCAGAGUCACAAAGCGAAGCCGAAGCUCGAAGCGAAGCUGAGUCUCAAAGGGAAGCAGCCUCCAAGAGUGCCUCUGAAUCACGAAGCGAAGGCGAGUCUACGAGUGCCUCUGAAUCGCGAAGUGAAACCGAAUCACGAAGCGAGGCCAAAUCACGAAGCGAAGCUGAGUCUCGCAGGGAAGCAGCCUCUAAGAGUGCUUCAGAGUCUCGAAGCGAGGUCGAAUCUAAGAGCGAAGCGAAAGCUCAUAGCAAGGCAGCUUCUACAAGUGCCUCUGCAUCACGAAGCGAAGCUGAAUCUCGAAGAGAAGCAGAGACAAAGCGUGACUCAGUAUCACGAAGCGAAGGCGAGUCUACGAGUGCCUCUGAAUCGCGAAGUGAAGCCGAAUCACGAAGCGAAGCUGAAUCUCGAAGUGAAGCAGCCUCUAGAAGUUCCUCUGAUUCUCAAAGCGGGGCAGUAGCACGAAGUGAAGCUGAGUCUCGAAGGGAAGCAGCCUCCAAGAGUGCCUCUGAAUCGCGAAGUGAAGCCGAAUCACGAAGCGAAGCCAAAUCACAAAGCGAAGCUAAGUCUCGCGGGGAAACAGCCUCUAAGAGUGCUUCAGAGUCUCGAAGCAAGGCCGAAUCUAAGAGCGAAGCGAAAUCUUCUAGCGAGGCAGCUUCUACGAGUGCCUCUGUAUCACGAAGCGAAGCUGAAUCUCGAAGAGAAGCAGAGUCAAAGAGUGCCUCUGAAUCGCGAAGCGAAGCUGAAUCACGACGCGAGGACGUAUCACGAACCGAAGCUGAGUCUCGACGGGAAGCAGCCUCUACGAGUGCCUCUGAAUCACAAAGCGAAGCUGAGUCUCGAAAAGAAGCAGCCUCUACGAGUAUCUCUGAAUCACGAAGCGAGGCUGAAGCACGAAGCGAAGCUAAGUCUCGAAAGGACGAAGCUUCUAAGACAUCUUCAGAGUCGCGAAGAGAGGCCGAAUCUAAGAGCGAAGCGAAAUCUCAUAGCGAGGCAGCUUCUACGAGUGCCUCUGCAUCACGAAGCGAAGCUGAUUACCGAAGAGAAGCCGAAUCACGAAGCGAAGCCGAAUCACGAAGCGAAGCUGAGUCCCACAAUGAAAUACAAAGUAUCACUACACCACCGACCAAACCAGGAGUGGGAGGCAAAUUGGCUAUUCAGCAAGGAAAACGAGAAAUCAUGCACGCUUUAGAAACCAACAUGAAUUUGAAGAUCCUGAUUUUACCGAACGGGCCCAAGCAGAAGAACUGCUUCUGCACCUGUCAAAGUGACAGCGCGCCAAAACUUGUGCCAAUGAAGGACUUGCCAGCCGAAAUAACUACCACCUAGUCCUGUACAUCGAGUAAAAUAAAAAGUUAAAAAGAAAAUAAAAAAAAUAUGAUGUGUUUUGGUCAGAAUUAAUUUAAAAAAAAAAACAUAUCAUAAAAUGUUUAUAAAUAUUAUAUUUAAUAUAGUAUGUACCUAUGUAAUUUGAUGAUGGACCGAGAUUUAUGAAAUUUGGUCCAGACAUAGAAUUGACCCUGAAGUAGAAUAUGACUAUUUUUCUGGAAAAUCCCACGGGAGCGAAGCCCCGCGCACAAACUAGUGAUUAAUAAUCUGUAAAAAUUUUAUAUUGUUUAUCCUUACACCAACUAAUAUUAUAAAAUGGAAAGUAAGUUUGUAUACAUACCUUCUGAUUUUUUACCUUACACAUUAUAUAUACGUUGCAGUACUUGUACGCCUAUGUUUUUUUCCUUUAUUUUUUUUUAUUAUUAAUAUGUAUUCUUCCCUAAUAUUACAUUUUACGUGCAUUAUGUUUAAAUUAAAUAAAAUAAUAUUAUAUUAUUACAAAGUCUAAACGAAAACAAAAAAGAUUCUGUAUCUGUAGAAUUCAGAUAUGUAUACGGAAUCGCGGCAAAAGUUACAAGCGUAAUAGAAUAUAGUAUUCAUGUAUUUAUAUGUAACUAUAAUAUAUUACCUAAAUACUAUGUUUUGGGUACACAAUAAAUACUAGAUAGAUAAGA
Amyelois transitella is the source of this 15427-nucleotide messenger RNA. Its product is annotated as pneumococcal serine-rich repeat protein. Gene Ontology annotation, biological process: positive regulation of transcription by RNA polymerase II; chromatin remodeling. The transcript has 26 exons. The record is from RefSeq and is a predicted model, not a curated record. NCBI's taxonomy places the organism in Eukaryota, Metazoa, Arthropoda, Insecta, Lepidoptera, Pyralidae. Bases 33 to 14753 code for a protein of 4906 amino acids. Gene Ontology annotation, cellular component: histone acetyltransferase complex. Gene Ontology annotation, molecular function: histone H3 acetyltransferase activity.